UAUGAACAUUCACUUUUAAGCGAAUAAAAUGCACCAGAGUUUCCGUAUUAUAUGAUGUUUAGCACACGUUUGCAGAGACAUAAAAACGGUGAACAAUCUUCUCUAUUUAUACUCAUAAACCUGUAAAAACUGCUGACAUGUAGUUUUGUUUGUUUCUACAUUAUUCGCGUAUCGGACAAUAGACCGCCGCAUGUUGGAAAACCGGAUCAAGAAUAACUCCAGGUGUUACAGCUGAGAUCUGCGUGAUAAAUCAUUGUAAAAUGAUGUUUAUUAAAGAAGAGAGUGAGGACACGAGUCAUCCAGAACCAUGCAGUUCAAAUGCCAUGAAAGAUGAAGAUACUGAGGAACAAAGAGAUCUGAAGGAAGUGAAAGAGGAAAGUCAAGAACUGAAUGAAGUGGAAGAAGAACGUCAUCCAUAUCAAACACUUCAUGAUUUCAUAACUGGACAAAACUCUUUUACUGGUUCACAGGCUGAAAAUAAUUUCUCACAAAAAAUAACUCAAAGAACAAGAGCCAAAUAUUCUUUCACCUGCCCUCUGUGUGGAAAGUCAUUUACACAGAAAGGAAGUCUUAAUAAGCACAUGAGAAUUCACACUGGCGAGAAGCCUUUCACAUGCCAUCAGUGUGGGAAGAGUUUCAGACAGGCAUUUAGUCUAAGAGAUCAUCUGUCCUUGCACUCUGUAGAAAGGUCAUACAGCUGUGAUCAGUGUGGCAAAACAUUUUCUUCUGCAUCACUCUUAAGAACACACCGGAGAAUUCAUCCAAUUGUAAAACCUUUCUUGUGUUCACUUUGUGGAAAGAGUUUUUCACAUCGGCACAGUUUAAAAUUCCAUCAGAGAAAACACACCGGUGUGAGAGAUCAUGUGUGCUCUGAGUGUGGGAAGGCCUUUCAUAAAGCUUCGAACUUGGAACUGCACCACAGAGUCCAUACUGGAGAAAAACCUUACAUGUGUUCAUAUUGUGGAAAGAGUUUCACUAGUUCUGGAAACCUGAUAAAACAUGAGAGAAUGCAUACUGGAGAGAAGCCAUACCACUGCACUUUAUGUGGGAAGAGUUUCACUAAUUCAGAAAACCUGAAAGCACAUGAGAGAGUGCAUACUGGAGAGAAGCCAUACCACUGCUCAUUAUGUGGGAAGAGUUUCAGUAGUUCAGGAAACCUGAGAAAACAUAAGAGAGUGCAUACUGGUGAGAGGCCGUACAACUGCACUUCAUGUGGGAAGAGUUUCACCCAAUCCAGUAAUCUACAGACUCAUUAUAAAAAAAUGCAUUGUCUAGGGUUGUCCCAGUGAGCUAAAUUCAUAUAUGCCUUGCAAAUGGGAUGAAAUUAAGAAAAAUCAAGAUUAUAAUUUCUAGUGAUUCACCAACAUGGAAUUUCCAGUCCCCAAUAUAUUGCGCAUCCCUAGGAAUUUCUUUUAAAAGAACAAAUACAGUAAGUGGGUCAAUUGCUACAUUUAUCAUGACACUUUCAAACAUGAUGAAAAUUUUUUUUUCUGUUAGUCUAGUAUUUUAUCUAUCCCUAUUAGGGUUGCAGUGGUAUACCGGUUUCACAUAUAUCACAGUAUGAAAAUUUACAGUUAUCAUACCAUGUACAUGCUUAUCUACGGUAUUGAGGAAAAAAAACGCAACCGGACGGAGAAUCUCGCCUGUGUGUGCACAUCUCCUUUCAUCCUCGUCUCCCUGACAGACUCAUCAACUUGUGCCACACACACAUGCAGUGGAGAAAACGAGGGGGUCUGACAUAAGUGUGUGUGUGUGUGUGUGUGAGCGUGUAUUUAUCACUUUGUGGGGACCAAAUGUCCCCAUAAGGAUAGUAAAACCCGAAAUUUUUGACCUUGUGGGGACAUUUUGUCGGUCCCCAUGAGGAAAACAGCUUAUAAAUCAUACUAAAUUAUGUUUUUUGAAAAUGUAAAAAUGCAGAAAGUUUUCUGUGAGGGUUAGGUUUAGGGGUAGGGUUAGGUUUAGGGGAUAGAAUAUAAAGUUUGUACAGUAUAAAAACCAUUAUGUCUAUGGAAAGUCCCCAUAAAACAUGGAAACACAACUGUGUGUGUGUGUGUGACCUACCAGUGUUUCUCAACUGGUAGGUCGCAGGUCUAUUCGGACUGGGUUGUGGACAGCAGGGAAAGAACAAUGCCAUUGUUCACCCAUUGAAGAUAUUUCGGCGGCUGCCAAAGUGAGGCUAUUAGGACUGCCGAGGCAGAUUUAAUGAUAAUCUCGCAAUCAGCUGAAGACUUCUCAUCUGCACUUCCACACAAUGUAACGGAACCAGCCUGCGAUCAUGAUCUGCUCUGAUCUCUGGCACGCGCAUGCAAUAAACGGGCUUACCUCGGUAUUGCGGAGUGCAGACCUCAAAAGUGAUGUGACCAAUUUAAAUUCUAGUGAUAUUUUUCUAGUUUAAGAUGUGCUUCUGUUUGUAUUUAUUUUUUCAUAAAUACUAUAAUUUAUUAUUAUUACAAUUAUUCAAGCCUAGAUCAUGGUAAAGAUGACCCUUUCCUCCUGUGUGAUAUGUAUUUUCUGUUUCGUACUGUGAAAAUCUCAUACCCUUGCAACCCUAAUCCCUAUGCUCUCGGAUUUAAAAGAAUAUUGGUUUUGUUCAAGUAAUGGAAUUUUAAAGUAGCGGAAUAGGUUUAUAUGGAGUUUGUGUAUAGCAAUGUUUAUAGGAUCAUAUUUCUAUAAUGACAUUUUCGAAUAUGAUGAAAUGUUUUUUUUUGUUUUGUUGUUAGUCUAGUAUUUUAUCUAGACCUCUACACUCUGAUUUAAAGGAAUAUCGGUUUUGUUCAAGUUAUAGGCCUUGAAAGAAGUUCAAUAGGCUUCUAUGGUGUCUGUGUAUGCAUAUCUUACCAACAUUAUUAUUUAUUUAUUUUUCAUUAGUUUAGUAUUUUAACGAUCCCUCUAAGCUCUCUGAUUUAAAUUAAUAUAUGGUUUGGUCAAGAUAUACUGUAGGCCUUGUAAGUAGCGCAAUAGGCUUAUAUGGUGUAAAUGUGCUCUGAGGCUCAUAUUUCAAUAAUGACACUUUUGAACAUAAUGACAUUUUUUUUCUUUAUUCCAGUAUUUUAUCUAUCCCUCUAAGCUCUCUGAUUUAAAAGAAUAUUGGUUUUGUUCAA
Molecule: messenger RNA, 3101 nt
Organism: Xyrauchen texanus (razorback sucker)
Lineage: Eukaryota; Metazoa; Chordata; Actinopteri; Cypriniformes; Catostomidae
Product: zinc finger protein 239-like
Exons: 3
Coding region: 261-1289 (342 amino acids)
Biological process (GO): regulation of transcription by RNA polymerase II
Cellular component (GO): PcG protein complex; transcription regulator complex
Molecular function (GO): RNA polymerase II cis-regulatory region sequence-specific DNA binding; DNA-binding transcription factor activity, RNA polymerase II-specific
Source: RefSeq, a predicted model, not a curated record